AAAUAUUUUUGUAAACUCGUGCACAUGAAUUUAUAAAACUAACUUUCAUCAAGUCAGAGACUUUUAUUGUGAAAAACGUGAUGAAAUCUUUCAGCAGGAAGAGCCUGUCACCGGCACACACGUUUCUCGGAUACCACCGAAGCAGCAAACAUCAUGGGAGAGCAGCUGAGUCCUGAUGAGAAGUUCCAGCUCAUCACCAGAAACCUUCAGGAGGUUCUUGGUGAGGAGAGGUUGAAGGAGAUCCUUAAAGAGAGGGAGCUGAAGGUCUACUGGGGAACAGCAACCACCGGCAAACCCCAUGUGGCCUACUUUGUCCCCAUGUCAAAGAUUGCGGACUUCCUGAAGGCGGGCUGCGAGGUGACCAUCCUCUUUGCCGAUCUCCAUGCCUAUCUGGACAACAUGAAGGCUCCCUGGGAGCUGCUGGAGCUUAGGGUGCAGUAUUAUGAGCAGAUCAUUAAAGCCAUGUUGGAAAGCAUCGGAGUUCCCCUUGACAAACUCAAAUUUGUCAAAGGCACAGACUAUCAGCUCAGCAGAGAGUACACUCUGGAUGUUUAUCGACUGUCAUCCAUGGUCACUGAGCACGAUGCCAAGAAAGCAGGUGCUGAGGUAGUCAAACAGGUUGAGCAUCCUCUUCUGAGCGGCCUGCUCUAUCCUGGACUACAGGCACUGGAUGAGGAGUACCUAAAAGUAGAUGCUCAGUUUGGGGGUGUGGACCAAAGGAAGAUCUUCACGUUAGCAGAGAAGUAUCUGCCCUCUCUUGGGUACACCAAACGUAUCCACAUGAUGAACCCAAUGGUGCCUGGACUGACUGGGGGCAAGAUGAUGAGCUACGGUCCCGAAUCCAAAAUUGACCUGCUGGAUAGGAACCAAGAGGUGAAGAAGAAGUUAAAGAAAGCCUUCUGUGAGCCUGGAAAUGUGGAGAAUAAUGGAGUUCUGUCGUUUGUCAAACAUGUGCUUUUCCCUCUACACUCAGAGUUUGUGAUCAAAAGAGAUCCAAAGUGGGGAGGAGACAAAGUCUACACAGUCUAUGAGGAAGUGGAGAAGGACUUUGCUGCAGAGCAAAUCCAUCCUGGUGACCUGAAGGCUUCGGUAGAGGUGGCUCUUAACAAACUGUUAGACCCUAUCAGAAAGAAGUUUGAGACCCCGGAGUUGAAGAAACUGACAGCGUCAGCUUACCCAGAGCCCUCCAAAAACAAAGGAGGCGCGAAGGCAAACCCUAAACAAACCGUAGAUGAAGAGGAGGUUAUCCCAUCUAGAUUGGACAUCAGAGUUGGCAAAGUCAUCAGUGUAGAAAAGCAUCCAGAUGCAGACUCGCUGUAUUUAGAGAAGAUUGAUGUGGGUGAGGAACAACCACGGACUGUAGUGAGUGGACUGGUGGCCUACCUCUCACAGGAGCAGCUUCAGGAUCGCCUUGUUGUGUUGUUAUGCAACCUAAAGGCCCAGAAGAUGAGGGGGAUUGAAUCUCAAGCCAUGCUGCUCUGUGCUUCAAUUGAGGGAGAGCCCAGGAAAGUGGAGCCUUUGGAUCCACCAGAAGGAUCAGCACCAGGAGACCGUGUUUAUAUCGAAGGAUAUGAAUCAGGAAAACCAGAUGAUGAAUUGAAACCAAAGAAAAAGGUGUUUGAAAAGUUGCAGGUGGAUCUGAAGAUCUCAGGCGAGUGUGUUGCACAAUGGAAAGAGCAAAAUCUGAUGACCAAACUAGGACAGAUCACCUGUAAAACACUGAAGGGUGGAAAUAUUAGCUAGUUGUCUUCACUGAUCGAAAAAUUCUCUGAUACAUUUUCCAUGACAGCCCAGUAUCUCGUGACAAGUACACAGUGUCGGCUAUUACUCAUCAUUGACAUCCAAAAAUAUUUACUGACUCAAUAGAGAAGCAAAUGGCUUAUAAUGGCAUUAUUUAAUUUUAUUUGUCCCAUUCAACCAUGUCAACCUGUGAAUAAUCUAAUAGCACAUGAUUACUGCAGCAAAAUGCUUAUGGGUAUCGUCUGUGCUUUACCUUGCAUGUAUUGCUGUCCUUGAGGUUUUACAUAAAGUACUGCAGUAAAAAAUGUCAUGCUUUUUUUUUGAAUGACAGAUGAAGACUCUUGCUGGAGUUCAUCUGUUAUUCUUUUAACUCAGGUCCUCCUGUUAUGCCAUGUCUGGAACUAGAUCAUUGCUUACAAUGAUCAGUCUCCAGUCUGACGAUGUUUAAACUAUUUAAUCAUUAGCGGAAACGGUUCAGGCAUGGGCAGUCUCUAUACUCAGUAAACCGCUGUUGCAUACAUAUUUUAGCAUUGUUUACUUCACAGAGAAAAACGUAGAACUCGUCUGACGCUAUCAAAAUUCAUUAAAAUAAACAGUGAUUCAUAACCAUU
Messenger RNA from Puntigrus tetrazona (Sumatra barb), 2351 nucleotides. RefSeq names its product tyrosyl-tRNA synthetase 1 (gene yars1). Lineage: Eukaryota; Metazoa; Chordata; Actinopteri; Cypriniformes; Cyprinidae. The transcript has 14 exons. Gene Ontology annotation, molecular function: tyrosine-tRNA ligase activity; ATP binding; tRNA binding. Gene Ontology annotation, biological process: tyrosyl-tRNA aminoacylation. Bases 154 to 1743 code for a protein of 529 amino acids. The record is from RefSeq and is a predicted model, not a curated record.